GUUCCACUCUGUUGUUGUCAUGAGUAGAACCAAAAAUCUCACGCUUCUCUUGUUCAUUUUCUCUCUUUUUUAGAAGUAAGCUUCGCAAUGUAUCUCCCUUUCCUAUUGAUGUUGAUAUCUCAAACUGUCGCUUUCAAUGCCCCGUCCGAUGUCCCAACUUGGUGCGGAAAGCCAUACAUGAGCACAAAUCACUCGUUAGAUCCAGGAGGACAGUUUAAAUUUCCAGAGCCUCAGCAUGAUCCGCUACUCUAUGUAACGAUACAGCCUCGAUACUCAAUUUUCCUUGAGAGUGACGAAGAAGCAACUUUCAUUGUUGAUGCCAGCAUAUCUCAUGUAUUUGGCGGAUCGUAUACAAAUACUACAUAUAAUACGCCUGGAAGCAAUAUUAGCUCGCCUUUCACGUCGCUUGAUAUUGAAAUUUACAACGAAGAGUCGGGUGCUUUACUUGUCACCAACAAGGUUCCUGUAAACUCAACUGGGAAUCUAAUUGAAUUUUCGUUUUCGUCGUUUACUGCACGAUUGCAGCCUUAUGCAGUCUCGCUAUAUGCUACUUCUCCCGACGGCCAACAAACUUACACUGCAAGCACUAAGGUCUAUUUCCUGCCACCACGUACAUAUGGCAGUGCUGUCAAAAUCGACAAUCUCUAUGGAGGACUCUAUGUUCAAAAUGAUAAAAAUGGUUGGGAUGGCUGGUAUGCUAUCUUUCCAAAUGGAUAUUACGCCGACGGCUCUUACGUAACACCCGACAACGUUUCACUGGCGAAUCUUGAGGCAUAUGCGGCACUCGGUUUCAACACCAUAAAUAUCGUACCAGACGGUGGUCUUCCGGAUCAAUCUUAUCCCACUGCACAACUCGUAGAAUAUUGGGAUAAAAUGGAUGAGCUGAACCUUUUCAAUCUCUACGAUAUGCGAUUUGCGUUCCAAAACUCAACGCGCAUUUCGGAACAAGUAGCUCUCUGGCAAAACAGAACCACUCUCCUCUCUUGGUAUACUGCUGAUGAACCAGAUGGAUGGGCAUAUCCUCUAAACUCUACACAACUUGCUUAUUCGCAACUUAAAUCACUGGACCCGUAUCAUCCCGUCAGUCUUGUUCUCAAUUGCCAGAAUUUCUACUACACCGAAUAUUCAGCUGGUGCAGAUAUAAUAUUUCAAGACGCUUAUCCGAUUGCGAUAAACGCCACUUGGUCCAUUACGUGGGGAACUCCUUGCAAUGAAACUUAUGGAGAUUGCGGAUGCGACAAUUGUGUCGGAGAAUUAGAGGAUGUAGCGACUCGACUUGAUGACAUCCAAAAUUACCAAGCAAAUAUAGGACCAGGUAGUCAGGGAGGCCUAGAUAAACCCACAUGGUCAGUAGUCCAAGCGUUUGGCGAAUCGCAGUAUUGGCAAAGUAUACCCAGUUCAGCGGAAGUAGAAUCUAUGAUGAUGUUGAGUGUGAAUCAUGAUGCAAAGGGACUUACAUAUUGGAUCUAUCCAAGUACAGAUUCUGCCAACGCUGGGAGUGCAAAUUUGGGCAAGGUGUUGCAAAAUUCACCUGCGAUUGAUUUCUUGUUUGAGACAAAAGCAAUCAAAGGACUGGGAAGUGGGUUGUUAGAUGUAAGUGCGUGGAUUGUAGGAGAGCAGAUGAUGGUUGGUAUUGUUAAUGGAGAGUAUGUUGGAUCCGUAGAUGAUAUCGUAAUAAGUUUGCCACGAGAUUUGGUAUCCUUAAAUCAGACUUUGUAUGGAGACUCUGGCUGGACCGUCAGUGAUGGAAAACUGUCGAAAUCGGGUUUGGCCGGGUUGGAAGUAGACAUCCUGGUGGUGAAUCUUAAAUCUGCCACUACUUUUUCCGGACAUGAUAGCGGGAGUGUCCACAGGGAUGAACUAUAGAUUAGACUAAAUUAGCUUUAUCAGUGUACCUGUCUAUAACAGUUAUCUUACUUGGCGUUUUGAUGUCUCAUACCUUCAUCCGCCAUCAGAAGAGACUGAUUCAGGAUAGCGCGCGACUAUUAGCAGAUAUGACUGCCAGUUUCACCGUAAUGCGUACAAAAUCAAAUGGUAAAUGUA
Messenger RNA from Botrytis cinerea B05.10, 2043 nucleotides. RefSeq lists its product as hypothetical. NCBI's taxonomy places the organism in Eukaryota, Fungi, Ascomycota, Leotiomycetes, Helotiales, Sclerotiniaceae. The transcript is spliced from 3 exons. The record is from RefSeq and is a predicted model, not a curated record. Bases 88 to 1866 code for a protein of 592 amino acids.